AUGAUUUCUAGAGAAUAUUUUGAAAAAAUUAAACAUUACUCGACGAGUGAAGAUGGGUCAAAAGUGGCUGAGCUAUUAACAAUAAGGGCAACAACUUUGAUUCAACAAUUAGCUACAUUCUUUCAACAUAAAACAAGAAUAGAAGACGAUGUAAAGAGGUAUUUGUCAGCACCGUGGGACGAUCUUGUUAUACAGUAUAUAAAGUGUAUUAUAGCUAUGCAUAACAGAAAGUUUGCGGAAGCUUUUGAGGAACAUCAUAGCUUGGUCCAGAUCUUUCAAAGAGCGUUUUCACAACAGCUGUCGCGUUGGUCCUUGCCGAUAUUGUACACCAUAAAUUAUGAUUUACGAUUGCUUGCAAUCAAGUCGGACUUGAUUUUUAUGAUGGCAGAAAAACCACCAAAGAAUUUGGAAAUAGCAGCGCGUUUAAUUAAUAAAUCAUUUUCAUUGUGCAUAACAGACAGGGCUGCAUUGAACGUCUCUCGCAAAUGGGGGACUUAUUAUUUUGCGGGACUCUUGUUCAAAACAUAUUUCAAAUUGAAACAACAAAAUCUAUGUAAAAAUGUUAUAAAAUCAAUUAAAGCAUCAAUAGACUUGCCUUCAUUUGGACAAUUUCCUAGAGCACACCAAGUGACUUUUUUGUAUUAUCAAGGACUGCUUGCUUUUCUUGAAGCUGAAUAUAAUCAGGCUGAAGAAAAAUUUGUAACAGCAUUUCGAAUGUGUCCUAGAUCUAGUCUGAAAAAUAAGGAGUUGAUACUUCGCUAUCUUAUCCCUGUUUGGCUAACACGCGGUGUUUUGCCAUCUCCGGAGGUACUUUCUCGGUAUCCUAGGUUAGAAGUUUUGUACAAACCAUUCAUUGAAGCCAUUAGAGAUGGUAAUGUUAAAGAGUUUGAUGACGCACUAGCAAAGUUUGAAUUAAAGUUAGUUGCUCAAAACACGUUUCUGACUGUUGAACUUGCACGGGAGAUUGCAAUGAGAGUCUUAUUUAAGAAAGUUUAUUUAAUCAACAUUCGAGAGUCAAAGGUCUCAUUAAGCAAAUUCCAGCAGGCUCUUAAAUACGUCGGAAGAGACGUGGAAAUGGCUGAAGUAAUGUGGUAUAUUGCUUCAAUGAUUCAAAAGGGUUUAAUCAGAGGAUAUAUAUCUUACUCUAAAGAGUUUCUAGUUUUAAGCGAGAAAAAUGCCUUUCCCGUCUUUGGUGCACCAACAUCCAUUUAA
Messenger RNA from Scutellospora calospora, 1212 nucleotides. The record is from the annotation of a GenBank genome assembly. Lineage: Eukaryota; Fungi; Glomeromycota; Glomeromycetes; Diversisporales; Gigasporaceae.